Messenger RNA from Laccaria bicolor S238N-H82, 231 nucleotides. RefSeq lists its product as uncharacterized. Bases 1 to 231 code for a protein of 76 amino acids. The record is from RefSeq and is a predicted model, not a curated record. The transcript is spliced from 3 exons. NCBI's taxonomy places the organism in Eukaryota, Fungi, Basidiomycota, Agaricomycetes, Agaricales, Hydnangiaceae.
AUGUCCUCUCGCCAACAAAGCCCAAAUACCCACUAUGACGACCACAGCAUCCUCAACAGGAAUUCGGAAAGGGCGGCUAAGCGCCACCGUAAGAUUCUUCAUAGGUCUCACAAAGCCCGCUAUUCGUCUUACCACUCGUCUUGGAGGUGUGAAGCGUAUUUCGGGUCUAAUCUAUGGGAGACUCAUGGUGUCUUGAAAUUUUCCUUGAAAAUGUCAUUCGUGACUCAGUAA